AAAUUGUGUAAAAUGCGCGUCCUUUUCGUGUAUAGCUGUGCGCUACUCGCUGUCACCGUUAACGCUGCGUCGUCCAGUUUCGGUUACCACUACGAACGCAAUGGCAACUCCAACUCCAACACCAAUACACUCACAAACGCCAAUAGCCUGAGCUUAAGCAGCAGCGGUAACGGCAUACGCUCGAAGGACAACAAUGCCGAGAGUUUCUUCAAUCCUGCGCCUAGUGGAAAUUCAUUCCUCUUACCGCAACAUCAAACACUACGACAACAACAACAACAGCAGCAGCAACAAAAAACGGAGCCACAAUCUUUUGGCGGCGACAAGUACCUACCACCCUCACAACCCAACGCCGAACCGAUCAUCACCAAGCAAUUUUUUUUAGUCUCCGCACCGGAAGACUCGGAAGAGCAAACCCGCAGCAAGCACUUCGUUAUUGGCCGUCCGCAGAAGAACUAUCGCGUCGUCUUUAUUAAGGCACCUUCCUCUGAUAAUGCCAACCUCAAGUUGACAGCCGAAUAUGCGCCACAAGAGGAGAAGACUGUCAUAUAUGUUUUGAGUAAAAAGGACAACGAAUUGAAUAUUGGUGAGAUAGGCACACCAGCGCCUACUCAGCCGACCAAACCGGAAGUAUUUUUCAUCAAAUACAAGACGCCGGAGGAAGCAGCCGCAGCGCAGAAGGAAAUUCAAGAACAAUAUGACAAUCUUGGCGGCACUUCCGAAUUCUCCGACGAGGGCGUUGUACCCAUAAAAUCGGUGGUGGGCUCACUCGACGGUUUGGCGGCCAAUGGCGGCUACGAUUACCGCAAAGUGCAAAAUGGCGGUGAUUCACCGAUCAAAAACUUCCUGCAACCAGCACGUUUCUAUUUCUAAAGCAUUGUGUUAUAAAAUUUUAGUUGUCUUGUUUCAAAAGCGCACAUUCCGUUAUGCAUAUGCACACCUAUACAUUUGUAAAUAAAUGUUUGUUUUCAAUUUUAAUUAAAAAACACUUUUAGCUUAAUUCAAAAUCGAAAUGAAAUGUUAAUGCAUUUGGAAAUCAAUGGAUACCCAGUGCGCUCGAACAAAAGACUCAAGCAACGAACUCGCUGCGUGAAUUUGCCAUAAAAGUAUUAACGAUUGAGUCAUUAAUUUUCUUUUUCUCUCCUUUUCACGGCGCGCAGUGACUUCUACAGAUUUAUGAUCAAUAAGCAAUUGAUUGAUUGGCAUGUCAACAGCAUUUUGUUGCAUACAACCAACAGCAGACAACAACAAUAGCGUUGGUGAUGGUGAUGGCGAUGUUUUGACAUCGAAUGCUUUAUGCAAACUAAGUAUGACAUUAUAAAUUUAUACGAUUAAAUUAAGCUUUUUAGCUGCAACGCCAGCGAGCGUUCGCCCUUUCAGCUGGCUGAGCUAAGCGCAAAAAUUAAGUAGCCGAAAACAAGUUGGCCAUGUCUGCACAUACCAUUGAAUGGCAGUCAGCGAAAAUCAAGCGCUUGGAUGCGCUGUGAUUAAUUGCCACUUGAGUAGCGCGCGCUUUUGUCCAACUAACUGACUAAAUACAAACAGUUGUUUGUCUAUAUGUAUAUGACAAUCAAAC
Messenger RNA from Bactrocera dorsalis (oriental fruit fly), 1573 nucleotides. RefSeq lists its product as uncharacterized. NCBI's taxonomy places the organism in Eukaryota, Metazoa, Arthropoda, Insecta, Diptera, Tephritidae. The record is from RefSeq and is a predicted model, not a curated record. Bases 13 to 870 code for a protein of 285 amino acids. The transcript is spliced from 2 exons.